Molecule: messenger RNA, 660 nt
Organism: Penaeus vannamei (Pacific white shrimp)
Lineage: Eukaryota; Metazoa; Arthropoda; Malacostraca; Decapoda; Penaeidae
Source: RefSeq, a predicted model, not a curated record
AUGACCUUGUUCUGUGGUCGAUCUCUGGCGGUGGUUAUGCUGGCUGUUCUCAGGGGGUCAUCAGGCAAGGAGACCCCAUCCCCCCACCCCUCCCCAUGUGCCACAGAUGCCCCAGAUAACGAACCAACACACCAUGGGGUUGGAAAAUGCCGCCCUAGCACGCUACUCCAGUGUCGCCGAGUAGAGCCGCCAAAGACCACGCUUGCAACGCUAAAUGAUCCCUACACAUACGCUCAACGCCCCAUUGCCCACAUCCACGCAAUCAGCAGCCCACGCCAGCCCCACAUUCCGCCCAUUCUCCUCACGACCCCCACCCAUGCCCUAAACGCAACGACCCCCACCCAUGCCCUCAACGCCAAAGCAUCGACCCCACCCACGAUUCAACGCCAAACGACCCCACCCACGCCCCACAUUCCCCGCCCAUUCUCACCUCACGACCCCCCAUGCCUAAACGCAACGACCCCCACCCAUGCCCUCAACCGCCAAAGCAUCGCAAAUCAACGCAAACGACCCCCACCCACGACAUUCCCGCCAUUCCACUCACGACGCCACCCUGCCCCCAAUGACCCCACCCAUGCCCUCAACGCCAAAGCAUCUGACGCCCACCACCAACGCCCGACACGAUUCCCCCCACCCAUCAACGACCCCACCAUGCCCUAA